UUUGUAGCGGCUGUGCAACAGGCUGGCUUCCUGCUCCGUGCGGGCUAGCGUCCGGAUUUAACACGCUUUACCCUUUAAACAGCGCCGUUCGGGGAAAUGUUUGCGCCGAGUUCUACUCUAAUUCUCUGAGUGAGUUGGAUAAAGGAAGGUUUUUGCGUCUCUCUCUGACAGCAACGCGUGCAGUAGUUCGAGGCUGUGGCAUGGAUGAGGCACGGCCUAACAGCGGUGCUCAAGCCCACGGGCUAGUGUCGCUGUUUCCCCCCGGACUACAGGCGAUCUACGGGGAAUGCCGGCGACUCUACCCGGACCAGGCCAACCCGCUUCAAGUUACGGCUAUUGUGAAAUACUGGUUAGGUGGUCCAGACCCCCUCGACUACAUCAGCAUGUAUAGGAACGCUGGCUCUCCAGCUCAGGACAUCCAGGAACAUUGGCACUAUGUGAGCUUUGGCCUGAGUGACCUCUAUGGUGACAACAGAGUUCAUGAAUUCACAGGGGGAGACAAGCCCAGCGGUUUCGGCUUUGAGCUCACAUUCCGACUCAAAAGGGAGGUGGGAGAAACAGCACCACCGACUUGGCCGGCGGAACUCAUGCAAGGCUUGGCGCGAUAUGUAUUCCAGUCAGAAAACACAUUUUGUAGUGGUGACCACGUAUCAUGGCACUGCCCUCUUGAUAACAGCGAGUCAAGAAUCCAGCACAUGUUGCUAACAGAAGAUCCACAAAUGUUGCCCAUUCAAACCCCCUUUGGCUCUGUGAGCUUCCUGCAGAUCGUCGGUGUGUGUACAGAGGAGCUCCAGGCAGCUCAGCAGUGGAACGGCCAAGGCAUUUUGGACUUGAUGCGUGGGGUCAGUGUAGCCGGUGGGCCCUGGCUGAUCACCGACAUGAGGAGAGGAGAGACUAUUUUCGACAUUGAUCCCCAUUUACAACAGGAGCGAGUGGACCAGGGUAUUGAGACGGAGGGCUCGAACCUGAGCGGUGUUAGUGCUAAGUGUGUGUGGGACGAUUUGAGCCGGCCACCAGAGGACGAGGAGGACAGUCGAUCCAUCUGUAUUGGAUCACAGCAGCGGCGACUGUCGGAUAAAGAUACGGAGCAGAUCAGAGAGACUUUGAGAAAAGGACUGGAAUUCAAUAGCAAGGCGGCGCUGCCCCCGAUCAACAGUCAGCGAUCGAGUCAUGAUAGACCUCAAAGUAGGAAGGACAGUCUGGAGAGCGAGAGUUCAGCGGCCAUCGUUCCACAUGAGCUGGUCCGGACCCGACAGUUGGAGAGUGUUCACCUCAAGUUUAACCAGGAGUCUGGCACUCUGCUUCCCCUCUGCCUAAGAGGGCGUUUGCUUCACGGAAGACACUUUACUUUCAAGAGUAUCCAUGGUGACACGGCCAUUACAUUUGUGUCGACGGGAGUUGAGGGAGCGUUUGCUACUGAAGAGCAUCCGUAUGCAGCCCACGGCCCCUGGCUGCAGAUAUUGUUGACUGAAGAGUUUGUGGAGCAGAUGCUCGGAGAUAUACAGGAGCUCAACACCCAUGAGGAGACAAAGUUACCAAAGGAGUACAGUUGGCCUGAGAAGAAGCUGAAGAUCUCAGUCCUACCAGACUCUGUGUUUGAUAACCCGCUACAAUGAGACGUCUCGGAGAAGGAAAACACUAAGCAGCUGAGCGUACAGUUGAAGCGGUCGACGUGGACACGCAGUGACCCUGAGCUGCGAUACGAGACCAACUAAAAACUGUUACUGCAUUCUCAGACUGCCCUCACUGUUUACAACAUUUCACAGAAGCCUCCAAAAGGUCAACUCCCCCUCAAACCUGCCGGUCUGCAUGGUUGACCUCUUCCAACACUAUAAGCAGCAACAUAUUUCUCCCAAGAGAAACAGGAUUUUAUCAUUUCAACAGCCUUUCUGCUCGUGUUUAAAGUAAGCCAUUGAUAUAGAAGAGCAUGUCGGCUCCAGAGAAGGGUCAAAUGUUCAACUCUAGUGAGUGCAGUCAUAAUGUAUAUGAUGUGACCAGAUGCUGGACAUUUUUAAUUAGGUGAUGCCAAAGUUUUUCGGUGAAAACUGUAUCUACAUAAACCAUUACAGUAGUUUCUUCUGCGACAUUACCGUGGUUAGCCAUCCAUUCACAGCCUGAUCAUUGAAUAGUACAACUUCUAAUCUCCUUCCCUUCAGCAUUCCAAAGCCAGAGUGUAGAUGUAACGUCUAUCGAGCCUUGUGUCAAGCCAGUUAGAAAUGGAAAACCCCCAAAUGAGGGCUAUUAUGUGGCAUCAUUACUAGCUACACCAAGAAGCAGCUCUGCUCACAACCUCUCCUGAAGACACUUAGAUCAACAAUUUACUUUGGUCCACAACCACACCGUAUCAUGGAGAAAAUUCAUCACUGAAGCUCAAUCUGUGCCUAAAGUAAAUGAUUAACAUCAUUAAUUUAUUCACCUUGAAGUGUCUCAACAAUCUUGCUGUUACUGUUGCAAAGGGUGUAGCAGGAGAGCAAUUUACAGUAUUCCUCUUGAUAUGCAUCUAGUUGUUCAAGUUUUAAACUCUAUAAACAAAACUCUCAGAAGGUAAGAAAUGUCUGAAACAGCCCGACCAGUACCUUCCCUAACCAUUGCAAAAGCCCUCCUCCGUGCCUUGAAUCUUUUCUGCUGUUACUUUUUGGUGCUGCUGGAUGGGUCAGUCACCACAGUGUAUCAGUGCUGCUGAGUUCAGUGGCUUCUCAUUGUUACUGUAAAAGCAUUCCAGUGUAAACCAAAUUCAAUACGUAUUCCUUCGCCUGAUUUUUUUUUUUACUCAUUCUUUAUUCAGAGUGACAGUUUAAAUGUUGAUAACAUUACGUGUUCUUGUUUUCUGAAGUUGAUUGUAACCUAAGUGCAUUAAAGAGUGUAGAUAUUUACACUAAUAAAGCUGGGAAAUUAAUGUUAGCAGUGCUUUCCUAAUCACA
Molecule: messenger RNA, 2921 nt
Organism: Synchiropus splendidus (mandarinfish)
Lineage: Eukaryota; Metazoa; Chordata; Actinopteri; Syngnathiformes; Callionymidae
Gene: sufu
Product: suppressor of fused homolog (Drosophila)
Exons: 12
Coding region: 201-1616 (471 amino acids)
Cellular component (GO): nucleus; cytoplasm
Molecular function (GO): transcription factor binding
Source: RefSeq, a predicted model, not a curated record